This is a messenger RNA of Sinocyclocheilus anshuiensis, 1484 nucleotides long. RefSeq names its product PHD and RING finger domain-containing protein 1-like. The transcript has 11 exons. The annotation marks the transcript as partial. NCBI's taxonomy places the organism in Eukaryota, Metazoa, Chordata, Actinopteri, Cypriniformes, Cyprinidae. The record is from RefSeq and is a predicted model, not a curated record.
GCCGGCAGCGUCAAAGACCAACGCCGUGUGGACUUCAAAACACAAAUAAUGUCUUACACACCCUUGCAGGGUUGUUCAGUGCUGAGAUAUAUCUAGAGCAGAUCAGAGCAUAACCAUGGAUGAGGAGGACAGCCAGGAUGAGCUGAUCAACAGGAACGUCUCCCACAGAAAAGGAAAAAGACCUGUCGUGUCCAUCAUCUCUGAUGACGAGGACAACUCAGCAGAUGAGGGGGAAUCAGAGGAAGCAGAAACAGGCAGCGAGGAAGAUGAUGACGACCAAGAGGAAGUGCUUGAUGAAGACGAGGAGGAAGAAGAUGAGGAUGAAAGUGAAGAUGAGGACUCUGGUAAGGUGCUGGAAGGACCUGUAGGGAGUGUUGCUGUGGAUGCAGCGGGUCUGAGCUCAGACGAGGACUCGGAGAAAUGUCCCAUCUGCCUGAACUCAUUCCACGAGCAGCCCGUGGCCACGCCGGAGUCCUGCGAACACUACUUCUGCCUGGACUGCAUCCUGGAGUGGUCAAAUAAUGCCAACUCUUGUCCUGUGGACCGCAUAGUCUUCAAUAACAUUCUCCUGAGAAAGUGCUACGGUGGGAAAGUUCAGAAAACAUAUCUUGUUUUAGGUUCUGAACAAAUCAGUGAGGACGAGAGCAGCUCUCUCCCCACCACCAGCCGUCCCCGGUCCAGACCCACUCGCGCUAUCGCACGCACCCAGCACAGCGAACGUGUUCGGGCCAACGUCAACAGACGGCGCAUCACACAGGCACGCACUGAAGCGCAGCUCGCUCCCAGAUAUAUGAUGCAGUCCACGUGGUUGGAUGAGACCAUCAAUGCUGUAGUGGCCGGACUCAACACGGCCGUUUAUGUGCGAGACUUGACCCCUCGCUCCAAAUCCCGCCGGAGGAGAAAGACUGUUAAAAGAAGGAAAACCAAAAGCAAAUCUUCAGCAACGUCAGGGGGUAAAACAAAAAUGGGAGUCAAGAGACGGAAACGCAAAGUGAGGAGGUCAAAAUCGAGAAGAAAACUGAAGGGAACCAAUUCCCGAGGUCGUAUUGCACGGAGUUUAGGCAUUAAGAAGCCCAAGUCUGGCUCCAUGAUUCCUUCAGUUUAUCGGCCUUCAGAGUACAGUUUAGGAAGUAUGCGUGCAGAAAUCGGAGCAGCCUCCCUCUCAGUGUAUGGAGAUCCCUUUGACCUGGACCCCUUUGAUGAUAGGGAGGAUGAGAUUCAAGUUCCGACGCCAUCGUCUGUUCUGGAUGCUAAACGCCGUGGCCUCUCCUGUUCUGCCUUGCGAUCCCAUCAGCCUGUGGCCAGACCCAUAUCUGCCGGACUCUCCAGGCGAGGUGUGAGUGUCCCACAGGUGGCAGAUGUUGCAGAGGAAGCCCCUGUAUCAGAUCUGCUGGGAAGCAUCCUUAGUGGUCAAAGCAUGCUCCUCAUGGACAGUUCAGAUGUGGUCAUCAACAGAGAUGGUUCCCUCAAAGCAACCAAACCCG